Molecule: messenger RNA, 5484 nt
Organism: Styela clava
Lineage: Eukaryota; Metazoa; Chordata; Ascidiacea; Stolidobranchia; Styelidae
Source: RefSeq, a predicted model, not a curated record
UGAAUAUUCAAUACAUCUUUUUUAAGAUAAAGAAUAGGCCACACCACACUGUUGAAUGCUUCAUUAUGAUGCUAAAUUACUGAAUGAUAAAUACAUACCAAACAAAAAGAAUGAUGAUGUAUUUCAGAUGUGAAAACUUCACAACAUACUGAAGCAAUUAUUUGAAAAUGACCGAUAAAUUAGCAACGUCCUCGCCGACAAAUGUGGAGUCGCAACACCAUGGUGUUGUACCCUCGACACCAAAGAAACCGAAUGGAAACGAGCAUAGAGUGGUAUUGACAUUAACUGCAGCCAUUGCUUGUUCAAAAGGGUCUGACGAGCAAGGAAAGUUAUUGGAAGAAUUGGCAAGACGUAACAAGAAAACAUUAGAUGCCCCUAAACCUCAACAAUUUUUUCACUGUGAGUACGGAAUAGCGCCUGGCCAUGAAAGGACAGUGGCUGACAUUGUUACAUAUGGUGUGGCUGCCAAAGUUUUUACUGAAACUGAUUCGAAAGUUAUCAAAACGUGGGAUGAUGGUUCCAGAACAUGGGUUGCAUGGGUUCAUAGCCAUGAGUUAUACAUAUCAGAAGAAAACAUUAUGGAUCUUUUCAAUCACACAUUGGAGUUCAAGCUUUGUGACUCAAAAGACAAAGUUUCUGCCAAAGCACGUUUUGAUAGACCAAAGGCAUUUCGUAUACCAUCAUCCAAAGACAGUGCACCAGGAAAAGGAAUUGCCGCAGUAGUUGCAAAGCAAUCUCGAAGUUGGACCAACUUGCAGCCACAAGAUGUUCAAAAGCAAGCAGAAGAAGAUGCAAAUAUUAUAGAUGAUAAACCUGAAGUUGAUGAACCAACAACCAAUCAACAACUUCCAGUGGCUCGAGUUCACAGUUCUGUUGGUCGAUUAGCAGGAUUGGAUGUAACAGAUCAAGACAAGAGGCGAAUGAAUGAACUGGUUCAACAACAAACAAAAUUAAUGAAACAGUUGAAUAGAAAAUCAUCAAAACACGGAGACGAUGUGAAGCCAACUGACAGUGGACAAGCAAAAGACGAAAAAAGACAAUCAGUAGAUAUUACUCGAUCGAGAAACAUCUGUAUUCCCAUUAAAAUGGAGCUUUUAUUUUCAGGCAUGAAAGAAGUCACUUCUCGCUUGGAAGAACCUAGUGUCAAUGUAGAAGAUAUGUUUGUAUCAGUAUCUGUUGGUGGAAAACUGAUGCCAGUAGACCUAGAACGAAAGCUGAAUCCACUCGUAAUCACUGUUAGAUCUGUGAAAGAUUUGCCAGAAACUCCAAUACCAAGGAUAACAUUAUCAAAUUUGUGUCAAGAUGUGUAUUGUUCAUAUGAGUUUCUUGAUCUCCCUAUACAUAAAACAAGGAAAAGACAUCAUAACAAGGAUGUCUACUUUGAAGACAUGCAUGUUAUAUUGGCAGGAAAACUAGAUCCUGGAAAACUCUAUGAAUUUUUGCAUUGUGAUGGCUUAAGCAUAGAGAUUCAUGACAGAGAUAGAAAGCUCCCAGAUGUUGUCAAACCCCCAUUAAUAUUUGGGGAUGACAGUGCUGAUAAAAAGAUUGCUAAUGUUGGUCUGGUGACUUCGAAAAGUACAACUCAUAAUGCAUUUCAUGAUCGACAUUGCAUCUACGAUCCAUAUGGAGUAACUAAACUUCAACUUCAUGAACUACUUGAUGGAAAUCUUAAUCUGAAUUAUAGCAUAGUUGUGAAUCCUUGUUCCUUACCCAAUCUUUUGAACAAUCCUAAUAGUUUCGAUCCAGGAACGAAAUUGGUGGGAGUCAUUGGAUCAGUCGACCGUCCAGAAAAUCCGCCUUUGUUGUGUGGUGAUUAUCUUAGUGCUGGCACUGUUUUGAAAGCAAAAGUAUGUUUGAAAUAUCCGCUCACCUGGCAUCCUUCCCCUGACACAGAUUUGCUUCUGAACAAUGAAUCUUGUCACUUUGGUCGUAUUAUCUACCAUUUUGACUAUGAAAAUAAAUCAUUGCUGAAAACUCUUGAGAAAUUUGUGAUGAAUGCAAAUGCAAGGGCGCUUGGACUUGAUUCAUUUGAUCAGCAUGUUAUUGAUGCAGCAUUGUCAACAUACAAAUUGUCAGCAGCACAAAAAGAAUGCACCACACUGGACGUUGUAACAGGUUUCCAUGUAUUAGAUGGUGAAUUCCAUAUUUUCGUUUUGGAAGGAUUGAGAGAUGGAUCAAUUCUAAGACUACAAAAUGAAAUUGGUCAUGUUCAGUCAGAAAAUGAUGGCUUUGUGCGGAUGUUAUGUGACUCUUCAAUAACUUUCAAGUCACGAAUUUAUAGCGAACUUGAUGUUAACUUGUGCACAAUUCGACUUCAUCAGCCAUUGAAAGUAAUUUUGGAACAACCAUUGCUGUAUGUUAGAGAUCUGGUCCCAAGACCUUGCUUUCGAUGUCUAAUCAUGAUUAAGGAGAUAACAGAAGUUAGUAGAUUGAAAGAUGUUUGUAGAAAUUUUUUAUUUCCUGAUCACACAAUGGUUAUUUCAAUGAGUCGAGAAUUCGGAAUCCCAAUCACUCACAGCGAUUACGAGGAGCAACAUCUCAAAGAAGAUGAGGAAAAGAAGUCGUUAGAUGGAGUGAUUCUUAAAGAAAGUUCAUCUCGGUGGACACCUAUUGAUAACAAAGCUGAGGACUUCGACAAAACGAUUGCAGAAAGAAAGAAAAAUCCCGAUCUACAACCUAAUUAUGUAAUGAGUAAUAUAGUUUCAGUUCAAGAAGCAGGUCGCAGAAAGCGGCCUGCUGGUCGUCCAAUGGUUUAUGCUGAUAUUGAUGGUCCACCACAUAAUUACAGCACUCAGACACUUAACUUCACCGAGUUAUCUAAAACUGCUUUGAGGAGAAUGUUAUAUGAACAAGACAAAGAUAGUAGGUAUGCAUAUAAUGAAUUGUACAAUACUGCAGUGAUCCCUCCAGUGGAUGAAGAUAUGCUGUAUUCAGAAGAGGAAAAAAUGUUAAAACAGCAAUGGAGAACAGAUUCUGGGUUUUUAUUUCCUGGUGUUAAAAGUAGUUUAUUAUGCAAUCAACAUCCAUUAUGUCCUGAUGAGUCAAGAAUUGAUGAAUUAAAGUUAAAGUGGAAGGAAAAUACGUUACAUGGGCAUAUUUUGAAACCCACUCUGGAUCGAGCAAUCUGGAAAUGGGAUCUUCGACACCAAGAUAUGAAAUUAUACAAUCAGCCCAGAAUGAAUUAUGAGGAAAAAGCAAGCACUGUUCAUUUACCUGGGGAUAAGAGAUUGGAAGAAAUUGAGCAAGCUCGUAUCAAAAAAGAAAGAGAGUGGAAGUCAAAAAUAAUUGUCGAUAGCUCAAGAAUGAAGUUUCAUCGUGUUGCAUGUGGAACAGAACAAACUAAUAAAUCAAAUCAAAUUGAUAAAUUACAAAAUAUACUGAAAGAUGAACCCAAUAAAAAGUCGUUAAAGUAUUUUCCAACAAGAAUUCCUCCACUCUCUGUGGUGUCAGGUGGUGGUGUUGAAAUGAAAACCAAAGACAAAAAGCAAAGAGGGGCUCCUUUCCCGAGUUCAAGGCCAAAAUCAAGAGUGGCUGGAUAUCAACCUGGUCCUUAUGAUGAACUGAGUUGGAAAAUGGAUAAAAACGUAAUUCCAAUUAGAAGUCCUGAACAUGAGAAGUAUAUAACACAAAAAGGCAGUGACUUCUCAAUGUUCUUGAAAGACGAAGAAUACUUAUGGAAACGGAGGAUUGAUCCACUGUCAGAAAAAGAAAAAGAAAAUCUCUAUGAACAAAUGCUGCCUCCUGUCGCUGCAAGAAGACAAAUCAAGCCUUUAUCUCCAGAGCCUAUAGUUUUAGAAGACAAAAGAAGUGAGUACAGACAAAGAUUCCUUGCCGCAGAUGACCCACACAAACGGCAACCUAUUUGGCCCCGACAUCAACUCAAAUAUGGACUAUCACAUCUAAUGGGUCCAGCUUUCAAUGAUGCCAGUGUGGAAUUGACUAUGCAACAAGAUGAAAUCGCAAAGUUGUCAAAAUCAUUUGCUGAAAAACAAACAAAGAAGCAUGUCAACAAACAAGAUAGUUUACAUGACGAUGUUCAGAUCGUCGUAGAUCAAACUAAACCUGCUUUGGUAGAGACUGCCUAAUUUUUAAAUGUGUUUCAUUAUGUUUAAAUAAUUUUCAACAAAAUUUAACUAAUGGUGUAUUUAAUAUUACAUGCUUCGUUUCUAUUUUCAUAUCGAUUUGGAUGUUUCACAACAAACAAAUAAUUUUUAAAAUUCUUGGUUAGCAAAGUUUUCCAUUUUUACUGAAUGUGGUUAUUACUCAUGCAAGCUCAUGCCAUUGCUUCAAGUUAUUCUAGGAAAUUUACUAUUUAAAGCAACGAUAAUUGUUGAAUUGAAAAUUUUUCAUACUUGAUAUGUCUGCCUUGAUUUUUUAUCGACCUUGAACACCAACAAAUCCUGUGAAAUCUUCACUAGCCGCUUGCCUAUUAUUCAAGUCAAUAUUCUGAUGUUAAUUAAUUGUGGUAUUUAUGUGAAUAUGAUAACUGUAAAAGAAUUAUUUUCAGUUCAAAUGUACUACAUUUGGAGGAUUGCUAAUUUCAAUGUUGCUGCCAAUAUAAUACUCUUGAAUGAAAACUUAAUGACAGUUGGUUUUGCAACGCUUUGUGCCAAUUUUAGCAUUGUUCUCGAUUAUUGUUUGACUGUUUACCUACCAGAGGAAUUCUCUCUCCACUUUGUAUUAAUUUUCUUGGUUAUAAAUAAUUCAUUGUUUUCAAUUUAUUGGUGUUUAUACAUUUACCUAUUUCCUUUGUUGAAAAUAGUAUAUAUUUUGCCCAACAUCGGGGCGUUCUUUCAAAGUAUCAUGAAUAUUUACAAUGAUAAUAAUACAAUUCUAUAUGGUUUUGUCCAUACACAUAGUACAUGAAUAGUUUGCGAUGUAAUUCUCUCAUGUUUAUAUAUAUUUAUAUACAAGGAGUAGUUGCUUUUAUUCUCACUUUGAGCUCUGUGAUAGUAAAAAUGUCAUGCUUUCUUUUAAUGUGCUCGAAACAAAUAAUAUCCAAGAAAAUUUUUUCAUUUGGACGAAAGCCAGGGUGAAUUACUAUUGUAAGAAUAAGAAUAUUCAAGUAUUUCAUAAGCCAAUCUAUUUUAAAUGUUUGAAUUUAGCCAAAAUAAACAUUGAAAUUACGAAUAGGGUUUUGACUGUUAUCAGGAAUUCAAGCAAACCUCAUUUUUGGUUUCGUUUGAUGAAAUUUUGACACCUGAUUUUAAUUUAAUUUUAAAAAUUGACACAAAUCAUGAUCUGGUUGGGACGAAAUAAAUUUUUUGAUAAAACUGGUCCAUCUUAAUUCUCAAAGCAUACUACUGAUACUAUAAUAUUUUUUUAAACAGGAGGUUUUGUACAAAUUAACGCUUUGUAAUGGAUAAUAAAUAUAUGAUAUGAAUUUGGAGUGUGCUGCCAGUGUUUUAUAUUUUUUCAAUAUUUGAAGUUGUAUUCAAAACAAAACCUUACUUUGGAUGCUCAUGUAUAUUAUUAUAUUUUUAG